Puma concolor (puma) is the source of this 1464-nucleotide messenger RNA. RefSeq names its product tripartite motif containing 50 (gene TRIM50). Lineage: Eukaryota; Metazoa; Chordata; Mammalia; Carnivora; Felidae. Gene Ontology annotation, molecular function: protein binding; zinc ion binding. The record is from RefSeq and is a predicted model, not a curated record.
AUGGCGUGGCAGGUGAGCGUGCCCGAGCUGGAGGACCGCCUUCAGUGCCCCAUCUGCCUGGAGGUCUUCAAGGAGCCCAUGAUGCUGCAGUGCGGCCACUCCUACUGCAAGGGCUGCCUGGUGAACCUGUCCCACCACCUGGACUCGGAGCUCCGCUGCCCAGUGUGCCGGCAGGAGGUGGAUAGCAGCAGCUCCCCGCCCAAUGUCUCUCUGGCGCGGGUGAUCGAAGCUCUACAGCUCCCCGGGGACCCGGAGCCCAAGGUCUGCCAGCACCACCGGAACCCGCUCAGCCUCUUCUGUGAGAGGGACCAGGAGCUCAUCUGCGGCCUCUGCGGCCUGCUGGGCUCCCACCAGCACCACCGCGUCACGCCUGUCUCCACCGUCUACAGCCGCAUGAAGGAGGAGCUAGCGGCUCUCAUCUCUGACCUGAAGCAGGAGCAGAAGAAGGUGGAUGAGCAUAUUGCCAAGCUGGUGAACAACAGGACCCGGAUUGUCAAUGAAUCUGACGUCUUCAGCUGGGUGAUCCGUCGCGAGUUCCAGGAGCUGCACCACCUGGUGGAUGAGGAGAAGGCCCGUUGCCUGGAGGGGUUGGAGGGUCAUACCCGUGGCCUUGUGGCCUCCCUGGACAUGCAGCUGGAGCAGGCCAAGGGCACUCAGGAGCGGCUGGGCCAGGCUGAACGUGUGCUCGAGCAGUUCAGUAAUGAGAGUCACUAUGAGUUCAUCCGGAAGUAUCACUCCACGGCCUCCAGAGCAGAGCUCCAGCAGGCCCGGCCUCUGGAAGGCGCCUUCAGCCCCAUGUCCUUCAAGCCGGGCCUCCACCAGGCUGACAUCAAGCUGACUGUGUGGAAAAGGCUCUUCCGAAAAGUUCUGCCGGCCCCGGAGUCCCUCAAGCUGGACCCCGCCACCGCCCACCCACUCCUGGAACUCUCCAAGGGCAACACGGUGGUGCAGUGUGGGCUCCUGGCCCAGCGGCGAGCCAGCCAGCCAGAGCGCUUUGACUACAGUACUUGUGUCCUGGCCAGCCGGGGCUUCUCCUGCGGCCGUCACUACUGGGAGGUGGUGGUGGGCAGCAAGAGCGACUGGCGCCUGGGGGUCAUCAAGGGCACGGCCAGUCGCAAGGGCAGGCUGAGCAAGUCCCCGGAGAAUGGCGUGUGGCUCAUUGGCCUGAAGGAGGGCCGGGUGUACGAGGCCUUCGGCUGCCCUCGGGUGCCCCUGCCUGUGGCCGGCCACCCCCACCGCAUCGGCGUCUACUUGCACUACGAGCGUGGCGAGCUCACCUUUUUUGAUGCUGACCGGCCCGAUGACCUGCGGCCGCUCUACACGUUCCAGGCUGACUUCCAGGGCAAGCUCUACCCCAUCCUGGACACAUGCUGGCACGAGAAGGGCGGCAACGCGCUGCCUCUGGUGCUGCCCCCGCCCAGCGGGCCUGCCCAGUUCACCCCCACGCAGCCCACCAAGCUGUAG